UGGAAAACAAUAUAAAUUAGAGAGAUUUUCAAUAAGGUGUCUCUUGUUUCUUAAACAAUAUAUUUAAAGUAUCUUCUUCAGCAUAAAUUACAGAGCAUUCUGGAUUUGCAGACUUGGGUUCUAGUACUACUGUGAUACUGGAAGACCCACUUGAUGCAGUGGCUCGGGUUGGAUGUCGUUGGUGGAAGAUAGAGAGCCAGUUAUUGUCCAUGCUCAUUCCCUAGUGGCAUCAAUUUCAGAGAUCACUUCCUCGUUGGUUUGCAUAGAGAUAGAACAGGAAAACUUUAUGGAAAUUGGCAGCUACCUUGAGCGCACUUCUCCAGUCAUAAUGGAGUUGCAGACUACUAAGAAUAACCCUUCAAAUGCAACAGAGAUUCUACAGGAUAUAUCCAAAAACAUUGAUCUUGCCAAGAAUCUAGUUGGGAAAUGCCUCAAAGGGCCUGAUUCAAUUCCAGAUUUGGAAGUCAGAAGCAUCUUACAAAAGCUGGAGGGAGUGAUAAAAAACAUAGGUUUGGGACUGAGCCUGAUACCAUGUUCAGCAUUCAGGAAUCAAGAAUAUGCAGAAGUUGCAGUGCGAUCUCUUUCAAGAGAGAUGACAAAUGUUCACUUUGAAAUCAAUCAUGUUCAAGCAUCAGAACCCAAGGAAACACUACAGUUCCCACCUUUAGAGCAUUUAUUGGAUGAUGAAGCAGAAAAUGACUUGUAUUCUGUUCAAGUCAACUUUUCUGCGGAGAAUCUUCAGUCUAAAGAUAUGCCACUUUCUUUUGAUUUUAUAAGAGAAUUGAGCUACACUGACCCUGGGAACCAUGGAAAAAGUAGUACCUGUUCAUUGAAGGCAUUUCCAAAGGUGGCCAAGUACAUGGAGCCUCAGUAUGCAUCCUUCUUUUGUCCAUUGACGAGGAAGAUCAUGGAUGAUCCGGUUACUAUAGAAAGUGGUGCAACUUAUGAGAGAUGGGCUAUAACUGAAUGGUUCAAAAAGUUUGAAGAUGGUUCAGAAGAUGUCAUCUGUCCAACUACCGGGCGGAAAUUGGCAAUUAGAACUCUAAACACCAAUGUAGCACUAAAGACUACGAUAGAAGAGUGGAAGGAACGAAAUGAAGCAACAAUGAUCAAAGUUGUGCGGGCCGCUUUGUCAGUAACCAACCCAGACAGUGUGAUAGUUGAAGCACUUAAAUACUUGCAACACCUUUGCAAAAAUAAACAAUACAAUAAAGUACAGGUGCGCAACAUUGGAAUGAUACCAUUGCUUGCUCAGUUUCUGGAGCACAAAGAAAAGAAUGUCAGGUGUGCAACACUGGAAAUAUUACAGUUACUGGCAGAAGAGGAUGAUGAGAGCAAGGAAAUGAUUGCAAAGACAGAUGCCAUUUCAAGAACAAUCAAAAUGUUGUUAAGUAACCACCUCCCAGAAAGGCAUGCAUCCUUGUCAUUGUUGAUCGAGCUUUCGAGGUCUGAACUGUCGUAUGAGUGGAUUGGAUCGGUUACAGGGUGCAUCCUGAUGCUUAUCAUGAUGAAAUGUAACCAUCACUGUGAUGCCUUUGCUGCAAAGCAAGCAGAUGAAAUCCUAAAAAAUUUGGAGAAUUCUCCCAAAAACAUCAAGUGUAUGGCAGAAAAUGGCCUCUUGGAACCGCUUCUAAAACAUCUCAUUGAAGGGACCGAGGAAAUGCAGUUGGAGAUGGGAAGUUACCUAGGAGAAACUGUUCUUGGGCGGGACACCAAAACUUUUGUGGCAGAGAGAGCUACUCCGGCCCUGAUUAAAAUGAUUCAUAAUGGAAACUCUCUAACAAGAAGGGCAGCUUUCAAAGCUCUAGUCCAGAUUUCAUCCUACCACCCUAACAGCAGCAUACUUGUGAAUGCCGGUAUUGUGCCAAUCACGAUUGAAGAGAUGUUCACACCGAGAAUCUACAACGAGUCCAUGAGUUUCUUGAGAGAAUCAGCUACAAUUCUUGCUAACAUACUUGAGUCUGGGCCAGCUCUCGAGAACCUCCAAGUGAACAGGAAUGGUCACACUAUGGUAUCAGAUUACGUAGUGUACAAUGUUGUCCACAUGUUCAAGAACUCAGCACCAGAUGAACUCAACGUUAACCUCAUUAGAAUCCUCCUAUGCCUCACAAAAUCACCAAAAGCAAAAUCUACCCUUGUUUCUGUGGUCAAGGAAAGUGAAGCAAGCUACACCCUGAUAGAACUGAUUGAUUCUCCUCAUGAAGAACUUGGUAUCACAUCAAUUAAACUACUCAUCACCCUUGCACCUUACAUGGGAUACACACUUUGUGAGAGACUCUGCAGGACCAAAGGUCAACCAGAAAACCUAAUCAAUAACCAAAGUGAAAGUGAUAGAAUCACUGAAAAACAUGCGGUUUCAGUGAACUUCCUAGCUAAGCUUCCUCACCAGAACCUAAAACUAAAUUUAGCCCUCUUCCACAAAAACACUGUGCCCAUAAUCCUACAAGCCAUCAAUGAAAUUCAAAGUGGAGUGAGGAUGGGAAAAUUUUCCAAUUCUUACUUGGAAGGAUUAGUUGGUGUUCUUGUCAGAUUCACAGCUACAGUCUAUGACCCUCAAAUACUCUCAUUAGCAAGAGACCACAACCUCACAUCAGUGUUCACAGAGCUGCUUAUGACAACAUCAAGUGAUGAAGUUCAAAGGCUAUCGGCAACUGGGUUGGAGAAUCUCUCAGCAGAAUCAAUAAAUCUAUCAAUACAACCGCCAGCACAAAAAAACAAGGGACCAAAUCUGACAAAGUUACACAGCUUUCUAUCCUUUCCUUCGUCGAAGGGGAAGAGAUUACAAGUAUGUCCUAUCCACAGAGGGGCUUGUUCUUCACAGACCACCUUUUGCUUGCUCGAAGCAAAAGCAAUAGAGAGGUUGUUAGCAUGUUUGGAGCAUGAGAAUGUAGCAAUGGUCAAGGCUGCACUCUCAGCCAUUUGUACCUUGUUGCAUGACAGGGUUGAUGUGGAUAACAGUGUGAGCAUAUUGAGUGGAAUGGAUGCUAUCAAUCAUGUUUUGAGGGUUUUAAAGGAACACAAACAAGAGGUAUGGCAGAAGUCCCUUUGGGUCAUAGAAAAAUUCUUGACAAAAGGUGGAGACAGAUUUGCUUCUGAAAUAUCGAAGGACAGAUCUUUGCCUUCUGUAUUGGUAAGUGCUUUACAACAUGGGGAUAUAGCAACAAGGCGGAUGGCUGAGAAAAUUUUAAAGUGUUUGAAUAAGUUCCCUGAAUUCAGCACUAUUGAGUUUCUCUCCUAGAUUAUUAUU
Molecule: messenger RNA, 3247 nt
Organism: Telopea speciosissima
Lineage: Eukaryota; Viridiplantae; Streptophyta; Magnoliopsida; Proteales; Proteaceae
Product: putative U-box domain-containing protein 42
Exons: 4
Coding region: 173-3238 (1021 amino acids)
Biological process (GO): protein ubiquitination
Molecular function (GO): ubiquitin-protein transferase activity; protein binding
Source: RefSeq, a predicted model, not a curated record